Nicotiana tabacum (common tobacco) is the source of this 1374-nucleotide messenger RNA. NCBI's taxonomy places the organism in Eukaryota, Viridiplantae, Streptophyta, Magnoliopsida, Solanales, Solanaceae. The record is from RefSeq and is a predicted model, not a curated record.
AUGGAACUGGUACAAGAGGUUUGGGAUACACAAAUUAGUGGGAAUGCCAUGUGGAUCCUUCUUCAAAAAUUAAAAAUGCUCACCAAGAAGCUGAGUGAAUGGUCUAGAAAUGACAUAGGUAAUAUCUAUGAUCAAGUAGUUGAUUGGGAGGCAAAAGUUCAAAUGAUAGAAGACUUAGAGCUCAUUGAUAAUAGUGAGCAAGUCAGAGAAGAACUCAAUAAGGCUCAUGCAGAGUUAAGUGAUUUGCAGAAGGAGAUAACAACACCAAAUAUUUUCAUAGCAUUACUAAAGAUACUUCAGAUUUAUAGAAUUAAAAAUAGCAAAGGUAUAUGGAUUCAAGGAGAUGAAAAGAAUGGUAACUCUGCCAUAAGACACUUUAAGAAGCUGUUCAACUUGAAGAAGCCAAAGCUUAAUGAAACAGUUUUAGAUGUCAUUCCUACUCUGAUAACUGAGGAAGACAAUGAUAUGCUCUCUACAAUUCCAGAUGAAGAGGAGAUAAUGCUACAUUUAAUAGAAUCCCCUGCAAAUUUCUCUAAGCUAAGGCCUAUUAGUCUUACCAAUUUCUCUAGUAAGAUUAUCUCUAAGAGUGGCUUCGUCAAAGGGAGGCUGAUUACUGAUAAUGUGCUUUUAGCUCAGGAGAUCAUUCAAGGUAUUUCACAGCCUAAUGUUGGAGGCAAUAUUGUGAUAAAAUUGGAUAUGGCCAAGGCCUAUAAUAGAAUAGGUCCUAAGAUCAGCUAUCUUGCUUAUGCAGAUGAUAUCAUCAUUUUUAGCGGUGGUAAAAGUGAUUAUAUUAAGCUUAUUAUGAGCCAAAUCAAGAAAUAUGAAAAUUGUUCAGGAAAACUUGUCAAUGGACAGAAAAGUGUUUUCCUGACUUCUCCUAAGGCUUCUACCUGCAGAAUCAAUAGAAUAAGGAGUAUUACUGGCUUCUUGGAUAAACCUUUUCCUUUCACCUAUCUUGGUUGUCCUCUUUUUAUAGGAAGGAAGAAAAUAUCAAUUUUUGAUGAUAUGAUUUCAAAGGUUGUAAAAAUACUGAGAGAGUGGCAAGGAAAGUUGUUGUCUCAUGGUGAAAGAAUAAUACUUAUCAAAUAUAUUUUGCAAGCAAUUCCUACAUACACCCAGGCUGCUAUGUGCCCUCCUAAGGGUACUUUCAAACUUAUGGAGAAAUACUUCUCUAGAUUCUUUUGGUGUGCUUCAACUGAGAGGAUAAAAUUUCAUUGGAGUUCCUGGGAUAAUCUGUGCUUUCCAAUUGAUGAGGGUGGAGUAGGAAUCAGGAAUCAGGAAGAUAUUUAUAAUACUCUAGCCAUCAAAAGGUGGUGGAAUUUCAAGACUCAACAAUUCUCAAAGCCAAGUAUUGCAUUAGGGGUCACCUUGUGA